AUGGAUAAACUGUUUGUUAAGUUUGUUGUCCCAGCUGUGCUCUUUCUGUUUGGAAUUGUGUCUAUUCUACUCCUGACUGUAUCUAUACAUGAAAUGAGAGAGCCACCACAGUACAUGUAUGGGGUUGUGCUGGACGCUGGCUCCUCACACACUGCCUUGUACAUCUACAGAUGGCCGGCGGACAAAUUAAAUGGCACAGGCGUGGUCACCCAGCACAGCGAAUGUCAUGUCAAAGGAGGAGGAAUCUCUAGUUAUGCCGGGCAGCAAGGUGCAGCGGCCCACAGCCUUGAGGCGUGCUUGAAGCAGGCCAUGCGCGACAUUCCCCCAGACAGACAUCAUCGCACCCCUGUGUAUCUAGGAGCUACUGCUGGCAUGAGACUUCUGAAGGCCAGUAUGACCAAGAAAGCUCCUGACUUGAAAAAAUACCUGAAGGAUUACUGUGCAGUUGCAGUGUAUAUACAAGUGCUAAUGCUUAGGGGUUAUAACUUUGAUGAGAGUUCUUUCCAAAAUGUUGCUUUUCAGAAAAAGGCAGGUGAGGCGUCUGUGGGCUGGGCUCUGGGUUAUAUUCUCAGUGUGAGCAGUCUUCUUCCAGAGGAACCUGCGGGCAUCAGGAAGGGCUUGUGUCCUGCAGCAUGGAUUGGCUUGUUGAUUCUCCUAACCAUCCUCCUCAUUGCCACUUUCUGUUACAUGGCUCUAGUGAUUCGGAGGAAAAGGAGUGAUGAAGUUGUCUCAUAGCUCACUGCUAUGCCUACAGUUGUUCUAUGUGUUUGGACAGACUCCACAAAAAUUAAAUGUUUACAAGAAUAAUGCAUUCAUACUGUACUGUCUGUGCUAAUAUUGCAUCUAAUUUAACAGAAAAUGUGUUUGUUUUGCCAAUGACAAAUUUUACAGAAAGACAUCAAAACUAGUUAGGAAAUUAAAUUGAGGCACAAAAUGAAUAACACUAAAUAAUAUUAUAUAUCGGUAUACUAUGGUAUAUCUGAUACCAGCACUGUUCUAUUGUACAAUCUCAGUUUUAACAGA
This is a messenger RNA of Sinocyclocheilus grahami, 1023 nucleotides long. RefSeq names its product ectonucleoside triphosphate diphosphohydrolase 2-like. The record is from RefSeq and is a predicted model, not a curated record. Lineage: Eukaryota; Metazoa; Chordata; Actinopteri; Cypriniformes; Cyprinidae. The coding region runs from base 1 to 735 and encodes 244 amino acids. The transcript is spliced from 6 exons. Gene Ontology annotation, biological process: nucleoside diphosphate catabolic process. Gene Ontology annotation, molecular function: UDP phosphatase activity; ribonucleoside triphosphate phosphatase activity; GDP phosphatase activity. Gene Ontology annotation, cellular component: plasma membrane.